Messenger RNA from Belonocnema kinseyi, 1032 nucleotides. RefSeq names its product protein SYS1 homolog (gene Sys1). Gene Ontology annotation, cellular component: Golgi membrane; trans-Golgi network. The record is from RefSeq and is a predicted model, not a curated record. The transcript has 3 exons. NCBI's taxonomy places the organism in Eukaryota, Metazoa, Arthropoda, Insecta, Hymenoptera, Cynipidae. Gene Ontology annotation, biological process: protein localization to Golgi apparatus; Golgi to plasma membrane protein transport; Golgi to endosome transport. Bases 467 to 949 code for a protein of 160 amino acids.
GUCACAUGUCGCUAUGGUUUGGUCGAAAAAAGCCACUCGCCAAUUAAAAAUCAGAGUUCACUGGAAUCUACCAAUCACGGUUGACUUUAAUAAGAAGGAGAUAAAAAAUAACCAAACAUUGUUGAAUACGUGUAGUAAUAAUAAUCGAAUUUCGAAAGUGUGAGUGCAUGACAUCACGUAAACCUAACCUCGAAAUAAUGAAAUUCAGCUGAAAUUAAUGCAAUUUUCGGUGUUAAAUUCGUAAUUCAACAAAAAAUGUGUCUUCCUUCCGGAUUGUAAGUGUUGGUUCUUCAGUCUCCUUGAAAUGAAUCUCAGAGUUUCUGGAAUUUCUAGAUAUUUUAAGAACAUACGGCAUGCCUUGAAUUUGGAUUUAUCUAAGAAGAGGAAAGAAACACAUCGAUAAAUGCGAAGUGGAUCUUCUUUCCUUUCCACAUGAAAUGCUCGAAUCCUCGAAGAAAUCAUCACGAUGAGCGGAAUCUCAGGACAGUUUCGGAAAACAACAUGGGACCCAUUUUUGAUAAUUUGCCAAAUAAUUGCGGUGCAAACUGUGAUGUACUUUUUCCUCGGUAUCUGGAUUUGGAUGGCAGCCACUUUUCUGGGCUCGACCCGAUCCUUGGAUUAUGCAUUCCAGUACAAAGAAAUUCACGUUCGUGAUUUCGGCGGGCACCUAGUAAUCUCUAUUUUUAUAAUAAACGCCCUAAUCGGCGCCCUGGCCCUCUGGAGAAUAGUGCAGAGGACGAAACAAUGUAUGGAUUUUGCAUGUACGGCGCAUCUGAUUCAUCUGAUUUCUUGUUGGCUCUACAACGGAAAUUUUCCAACAACUUUCAGCUGGUGGUGCUUGAAUAUUGUUUGUUUAAUUAUUAUGUGCGUGUGUGGUGAAUUUCUCUGCAUGAGGACUGAACUUCAAGCGAUUCCUCUGAGUAUGAAUAGUCAGAGAACAGCCUUGUGAAAUUUAAUUUUCGUUUCGGUUGGUACGGUACGUUUUAAAAAUGUUAAUUAAUUUAUUAAAGGCGACAGAAAUUUGAAAUAAAG